Molecule: messenger RNA, 1218 nt
Organism: Rotaria sp. Silwood2
Lineage: Eukaryota; Metazoa; Rotifera; Eurotatoria; Philodinida; Philodinidae
Source: the annotation of a GenBank genome assembly
AUGAAAGAACAAGGUGAAACAGAAGCAAAUGUUAGAGUCCUUCGUAGUCGCACCAUCUCAUUGUCAAUACCCAAACAUCGUGAAUCUUCAGGAUCGACUCCACCAGCGAAAAUUUGUUGUCAUCGACAUACUGCCUCGGCUUUUUCUUCGUCAAGUAAAAUCGAUCUUUCUAUUCAUCAGGCAUUGCCUCCUCAGAAGAAAAGACAUUCUGGACAUCGGAAGAUUAUUCUUUCGGAACAAGGAAAAGAUUUAAUUAGAGUUGAAUUUCAUAAAUUAAUUCAAGAAAAAGUAUACCCAACCUCUGAGAAAUUGUUGAAAAGAUUGAAUGAGCAAUAUGAAGAUUUUCCUAUCCGUUCUGCAAGUACGUUGCGCAAGGAAAUUAAAAGUAUUGGCUUCAUUUUUCAACGAACAUCAAAAAUAAAAAUUCCGUUAGAUUCACAAGCUUUUGUAGCAGCAAGAGCAAAAUAUUUUCAAGCUCUUGAAGAAUUACGAGAAGCAAACGUUCAUUUGUAUUAUCAUGAUGAAACGUGGUUGAACCUUCGAGAGGUCAAAAGAUUAAUUUGGACUUUAGAAGGCAAAGGAGAAAUCAAAAAGGAGGAGGAAAAGGUAAGACCUCGUUUGGCGGUAUCUGCACUUAUAAGCGUUAAAGGUUAUCAUAUUCCAUCAGUUGAUAUUUGGUCUUGUACUGAAGAGCAUAAUAUGGAUUCAACACAUUUUCUUUCGUGGUUAGAUUCAACUUGUGCGACGCUAAGAGAUGAGAUUGGUGAAAAGGGAAGAAUUGCUGUUUGUUUGGACAACGCAACAUGGCACAACACACUCACAAAAGAAUCAAUCAUUCCAAAGCGUUCUUCAACAAAAGGAGAAAUUCAAAAAUGGCUUCAAGAUCGAAAAAUUCAUUUUCCAGAAAAAUUUGUUAAAGCUCAAUUAUUACAGCUUGUAUGUGCAAACUGUCCACGUAAAGAAUAUAUGAGCGAUCGUAUUGCAAAAAAAUACGCUGUAGAAAUCAUUCGCCUUCCAAAACUAUACUGUAGUCUUAAUCCAAUUGAACUCUCAUGGAAUAAUCUUAAACAGUUUGUUCGUGAUCAAAAUACAACUUUUCGUCAAGAUGAUAUGUAUAAAACAGCAGAUAAAAUAAUGGAAGAAGAAAUCGAACCACAUAUGCAAUCUGACAGUGAAGAAACAGAUUCUGAAGACGAUGAGGAAAAUGUGGAACAAUAG